CGGGGCCCAGCCAGGCCUGCGCCGCGCGCGCGGUCGUUGCCGGGUAACGGGCCCUCCCUGGAGGCUUGACCGUCCGGGUCCGGCCCCUGGGGGCCGCCUCAUUCCGGAACCCUCUGGGUCUCCGCUGACUGACGGGGCCGCGUCGCUGCCGGUGCAGCCGCGGCUGAAGAAAUGGGAAUCCCUCCGCGGCGUUCCCGAAGCGGCUGCCUUCGCCGGGGGAGCGGCGGCGUCUUCGAGGAAACCGGAAGCCCGUGGUGACCCCCAGGCGACCCGGUUUGUUUUCGGUCUGUUUCCGUGCACUGGGGAAAUCGAAACUCGGCGGCCCUUGUGGGCGGCCGUCCUUAACCAGUCCGGCGGGCUGUCAUGGAUGCACUGGUAGAAGAUGAUAUCUGCAUUUUGAACCAUGAAAAAGCCCAUAGGAGAGAUACUCCAGUCUCAAUAUAUUCAGGGGAUGAGUCUGUUGCUUCCCAUUUUGCUCUUGUCACUGCAUAUGAAGACAUCAAAAAACGACUUAAGGAUUCAGAGAAAGAAAAUUCCUUCUUAAAGAAAAGGAUAAGAAUUUUGGAAGAAAAGCUUAUAGGAGCUCGAUUUGAUGAAGAAACAAGUCCUGUGGGACGAGAACAAGUAAAUAAGGCCUAUCAUGCAUAUCGAGAAGUUUGCAUUGAUAGAGAUAAUUUAAAGAGCAAAUUGGACAAAAUGAAUAAAGACAACUCUGAAUCUUUGAAACUAUUGAAUGAACAACUACAAUCUAAAGAAGUAGAACUCCUCCAACUAAGGACAGAGGUGGAAACUCAGCAGGUGAUAAGGAAUUUAAAUCCACCUUCAUCAAACUGGGAGGUAGAAAAGUUGAGCUGUGACCUGAGGAUCCAUGGUUUGGAACAGGAACUGGAAUUGAUGAGGAAAGAAUGUAGCGAUCUCAAAAUCGAGCUACAAAAAACCAAACAAACGGAUUUAUCUCAGGAAGAAAAUCUACAGAGCAGAGAUCUUCAAAGAUUAAGCAUUACAAGUGAUAAUAUGCAACAUGCAUACUGGGAAAUGAAGAAAGAGAUGUCCAAUUUACAUCUGGUGACUCAAGUACAAACUGAACUAUUAAGAAAACUGAAAAUUCCAACUGCAAUUAAAAAAGCCUAUACUCCAGGAUGCAUGGAAGACCUUGGGAAAGACAGCACAAAACUGCACCUGGCAAAUUUUACUGCAACAUACAAAAGACAUUCCCCUCUCUCCCCAAAUGGGAAAACUCUUUGUCAUAGUACAUCUUCCCCUGUACCAGGAGAUAUGAAGGUUUUAUCAGAGAAAGCAGUUCUCCAAUCAUGGACGGAUAAUGAGCGAUCUGUUACUCAUGAUGGUACAGACUUUCAGGAACACAACUCUUUGGGCCGAAAUUCGCUGGAAGACAAUUCUUGGGUAUUUCCAAGCCCACCUAAAUCAAGUGAGACGGCAUUUGGGGAAACUAAAAACAAGACUUUGCCUUUACCCACCCUGCCACCAGUUCACUACGUGGAUCAGCAUAAUCAAAACUGUGUUUAUAAAAAUUAAUUCUGAAGAGAUCCUAUUUGGUCACGAGGAUGCAGAGAGGAUCUCAAGAAAUUAUUUAACAAACCGAAAGUGGGUUUUGAUUAAAUUUUGUAGAGUUCUUCAGCACAUACAUUUGCACAUGCUAUACCAUAUUAUGUAGUUGAUUACCAGUAUGAAAGAUUGCCAUCCAGCUCUAUAUUGUGGCUAAUCAUCAAAAAUAUGUUAUUAAUAUGUUAGUAAACUAAUGGUGUUUCAAAAGGACAGUUCUACCUUUGAUAAUAUAAAUUUUUGCCUCAAAAAAAUGAGAUUUGAAGUUUUCAAAUAUGGUUUUUGCUUUUGAAAAUAAAGUCAUUAAUAUCAGAAAAAUUUGCAAGUUGCAUAAAGGAGAAAAUGUGAAUAGAUUUUAUUUUUGUUGAAUUUACAAUAAUGCAUAAAGAUAAGAAAAAUGAUUGUUACUCGGUGUUACUGUGUUUAAAGGUUUAAUUGGACAAGGGUGGGGGCGCACACCCGGCAACGUUCAGGGUUUACUCCUGGCACUGCACUUAGGCUCAGGGAACCAUAUAGGAUCUGGAGUGGGGCAGGGUGGAGCCCGAGUUGGCUGCUUGUAAGGCAAGCAGCCUAUCACCCAUACUAUCUCUCUGGAACCUAAGGUUUAACUGAGUCUCAUGCUCUACUAACUAAGCUAGGUGAGCACUCCUAAGGCUUAUUUGUUUUUUCUAAAUUCACAAGGCUGAUUGGCAGCAUUAAAUUACUAAUUUGGAAUUUCAAUUUGAAACUUAAAAUCUGAAAUAAUCUGGUCACUAAAAAAAAAAUUGUGCCAGUCAUCCUUCAGAUCCUAAUUGAAAAACAUGAUGCACAGUUUAAAACUGUGAAGUAUGAAUAAACUAUUAGAAUUCUAUAAGUCACCCAAUUAAAGUAGAAAGAGAAUCACAGAAGUCAGAGGUCAGUCUCUUCUAUUCCUUCAGUGGUCCUUAAUAAAAAUCUAAAAAUAUGUAUAAUUAUAUAAAUUUCUUCAAAGGUUUUGCAGCAGCUUGUAACUGUUAACUUCAUCUUGAAAUGUAACAUACUCAUUGAAAAAGUUAUUUUUAAUUAGUUAAGGGGGCUGGAGUGAUAGCACAGCAGUAGGGCAUUUGCCUUGCUUGCAGCCAGCCCGGCCGAGCUGGGUUCGAUUCCUCUGCCCCUCUUGGAGAGCCCGGCAAGCUACCAAGAAUAUCUUGCCCGCAGGGCAAAGCCUUGCAAGCUCCCUGUGACGUAUUCGAUAUGCCAAAGACAGUAACAAGAAGUCUCACAAUGAAGGUGUUACUGGGCCCGCUCGAGCAAAUCGAUGAACAACGGGAGGACAGUGACAAUAAUUAGUUAAGUGAGGACUUUAGUUCUAGAAACCAAAUAAAAUGCUAUGCUGUAUUGAUAUAAUACAAUCAUGACUUGUCCCUAGCUCAUUGAUUUCAGUGGCCUAUUUAUAAACAAGUGAGGAAAUAAUAAGAAUGAUGUCACAUGGAAAGUAUUCAUAUUCUUUCAGGGUGGUAAUAUUAAGAAUAUUAUUAAUAUAUUACUUGACUCAUACAUCUUUUGCCUAAGAUAGUUGUUUGUAGGAGGCCUUUAUCCCUUUUGAUAGACAGUUUCAAAUAUAUUGAACUGAAGAGUAUCUCAGAUCUCUUCUAUAUUAACUGAAUAGCAUACAUACAUAAUGUUCACUGUUCACCAGAUAUUUUUGUCUUUCUAUUAUCUUACUCACUUAUUCAAGCUUGUCUCUGAUUAAUGGAAUUGGUGUCAGAUACUGGAAUUUAUUCUGACCAAUGAACACAGCUGACUCAAGGGAGUACAAUCUCCUGCCAAGUAAUAGAACAAACCCAAUAUGCAUAAAACAAAUACAAGACUCCAGGCUUUAGCUGAAGGAAGCAACUACCUGUGUAAUAACAAAGCAGCAAAAACUAUUUCUCAUGUGGCUGCAUAGGCUGUGUAUUAUAUCUAAUCUAAUGUACCUUACUGGUUGCCUUUUAAAACUAAGGUUGGAAUUUUUUCUCUGUAAAGAAAGUUAAGUCAUAUGGCAUAAUGGCUUGAUUAAUGUUUUGCAUAAUAUCAAGAAAUUGUUUAAUUAAAAUAAAUUAUUUU
This is a messenger RNA of Sorex fumeus (smoky shrew), 3627 nucleotides long. RefSeq names its product 5-azacytidine induced 2 (gene AZI2). The transcript has 8 exons. Bases 364 to 1536 code for a protein of 390 amino acids. Gene Ontology annotation, cellular component: cytoplasm. The record is from RefSeq and is a predicted model, not a curated record. Lineage: Eukaryota; Metazoa; Chordata; Mammalia; Eulipotyphla; Soricidae. Gene Ontology annotation, biological process: canonical NF-kappaB signal transduction.